AUGAAAAUCCCUCGCACCCGCAAGUUGCUAUUCCUCUCCGUAUUGAUAUUAACAUCACUUUUCGGUGUGUCCCUUGUGUAUAUUUUCUUCGACGUGGAAGGCAGCGCACUGAAUGUGCAACACAAACCGGGUGUAGAUGUGCAGAACCCCGCAACAGGCGUGAAUCCCGCGAGGUUUGAGCCGCCAAGAAUCAUCUACACACGUUUUCCUCCAAUGGAAAAGCGAAAACGGGAUAAAAACAACCGACCUCUUCGUAUUCUCAUUACAGGUGGUGCGGGAUUUAUUGGUUCACAACUUGGUGUACAUUUCCAUCGUCAAGGUUAUGAAGUAAUUCUUUUAGAUAAUAUGGCGUUUGGAUAUAAGGAUAACUUAAUAGUUAAUGGAAAACGAUUUGGUAUGUUUGUAUUAGCAGAUGUGCUUGAUGAACGUACAUAUAAAUUUUAUGAAGGUGUUGAUACCGUAUUUCAUUUUGCAGCUAUAAGUGCUUUACCAGUGUGUCAGCAAAAUCCUCGAUAUGCAGCGGAUGUAAAUAUUGCUGGAGCUGCAAGUGCUUUGGAAGCCUCUCGAUUGGCUGGUGUGCGUCGUUUUAUUUUCUCCAGUACAUCAGCUGUGUAUGAAAACAAUUCUGAACCUAUUUUAGUGGAAAGUCUCCCAGUCACACCGAAAUUAAUUUAUCCCCUCACAAAAUAUCAAGCAGAGUUAUUAGUAAAAUCCUUUGGUGUAUCGUAUGGGAUGGACUUUGUGAUUAUGCGUUUUUUCAAUGUCUAUGGUCCUCACCAGGAUGUACGUCGUCGUAGUCCACCAUUUACUUCAUACAUUGCAAGAGAGUUGGUGCGUGGACGUCGUCCGGUAUUGCAUGGAACGGGUAAACAACAGCGAGAUUAUGUGUACAUCAUGGAUCUUAUUAAUUUAGCAGAACUUCUCAUGACCGCAGCGAGGGCCAAAUGUGAAAUUGUAAAUGUCGCGUCGGGGAAAUCAUACUCCACAAGAGAGAUGUUUGACAUGGUGGCAGAGAUAACAAACAGGAAAGAUAUAAAACCAUAUUUUCAAAAUGCCAAGUCUUUUUGGAAUGCGUAUUCUCACUUGAGUAAAGGUUCAUAUCCACUAGAUCAAAACCUUAUUGAGGGUGAAGUGGAAAAACGUGUGCUUGGCUCCUAUGAGAAGGCAAAAGAGUUAGUGGGAUGGAAUCCGAGAAUAUCCAUGAAAGAGGGUCUCGAAAAAAUUGUUGAUUACAUAAAAAGUCUCAAUACUGCUGAUCUUGAUACUGAGACAGCGUGGUCACUUCCUAUCAAGGAACCCUGA
Messenger RNA from Trypanosoma theileri, 1302 nucleotides. Its product is annotated as uDP-glucose 4-epimerase. NCBI's taxonomy places the organism in Eukaryota, Euglenozoa, Kinetoplastea, Trypanosomatida, Trypanosomatidae. The transcript has a single exon. The record is from RefSeq and is a predicted model, not a curated record. The coding region runs from base 1 to 1302 and encodes 433 amino acids.